AUGAAUAUUUUCAGAAUCUUAGGUGAUUUGUCUCAUUUGGCAAGUAUAUUGAUCCUUAUCUACACUAUUCGGAGUACUCAUGUGAUUGAAGGUAUUUCUUUCAAGACUCAAACUUUAUAUGCUUUGGUUUUCAUAACUCGUUAUGUAGAUCUAUUGACUUUCAACUAUAUUUCCUUCUACAACACUAUAAUGAAGAUUUUCUUCAUUGUAUCCUCGGCGUACAUUGUGGUAUUAUUACAAAGUUACCAAAAGAGUAAUUCAAUUGCUUAUAAAGAAAUGAUUCUCGCUGAUAACUUUAAGAUUCAAUAUAUAUUAGCUGCUAGUUUUGCAUUAUCUCUAGUAUUGAACUAUAAGUUUUCAGUCAUUGAAAUUCUUUGGAGUUUCUCUCUAUGGUUGGAAAGUUUUGCCAUCUUGCCUCAAUUGUUCAUGUUAUCAAAGAGUGGGAAAUCUAAAAGUUUAACCAUUCACUACAUUUUUGCUUUAGGUCUAUACAGAGCUUUAUAUAUUCCAAAUUGGGCUUGGAGAUAUUAUGCAGAAGAAAAAGUUCAAAGUAUUGCUUUGCUUGCUGGGAUUAUUCAAACAUUAAUUUAUUCUGAUUUCUUUUACAUUUAUUAUAAGAAAGUCAUUAGAGGUAAUAAAAGUGAUUUACCACAUUAUGUCUAA
Maudiozyma barnettii is the source of this 663-nucleotide messenger RNA. RefSeq names its product Erd2p (gene ERD2). Lineage: Eukaryota; Fungi; Ascomycota; Saccharomycetes; Saccharomycetales; Saccharomycetaceae. Gene Ontology annotation, molecular function: ER lumen protein retrieval receptor activity. Gene Ontology annotation, cellular component: cis-Golgi network; endoplasmic reticulum; membrane. The record is from RefSeq and is a predicted model, not a curated record. Gene Ontology annotation, biological process: protein retention in ER lumen; endoplasmic reticulum to Golgi vesicle-mediated transport. The transcript has a single exon. The coding region runs from base 1 to 663 and encodes 220 amino acids.